Molecule: messenger RNA, 2551 nt
Organism: Vigna unguiculata (cowpea)
Lineage: Eukaryota; Viridiplantae; Streptophyta; Magnoliopsida; Fabales; Fabaceae
Product: putative disease resistance protein RGA1
Molecular function (GO): ADP binding
Source: RefSeq, a predicted model, not a curated record
UGGCUGAGGCAGAUCAAACAUGUCUUCUCUGAUGUCGAAAAUAUGUUGGAUGAAUUUGAGUGCGAAACAUUGCAAAAACAAGUUGUCCAAGCUCAUGGAAGCACCACAAUCAAGGUAGCUCAUUUCUUCUCAAGUUCUAAUCCUCUUGUUUUUCAUUAUAGAAUGGCUCAACAGAUCAAAACAAUCAAGAAGAGAUUAGACAAGGUUGCAGCAGACAGACACAAAUUUGGUCUUGACAGAAUUGGUGUUGAUAGACGUUUUGUACAUAGAAGGGACAUGACAUACUCUUACGUUAUUGAUUCGGAUGUCAUAGGAAGGAAUCAAGAUAAAGAAAAUAUUAUACAGCUUUUGGUGCAACAGAAUCCGAAUAAUAAUGACAAAAGGCUCUCUGUCAUCCCCAUUGUGGGGAUUGGAGGCUUGGGAAAGACCACACUGGCAAAGAUUGUGUUCAAUGAUACGAGGAUACAUGAGUUGUUCCCAUUGAAGAUGUGGGUUUGUGUUUCUAAUGCCUUUGAAAUUAAGCAAGAGAUUAUUAAAAUCAUAAACUCUAACAAUGAUUCUGCUCACCAACAAAAUUUAGACAAAGUAGAUGUGGAGCAACUGCAAUGUCAAUUAAGAAACAAACUUGCCUGUAAAAAGUUCUUACUAGUCUUGGAUGACGUGUGGAAUGAAGAUCUUGUGAAAUGGGUUGAGUUGAGGGAUUUAGUACAAGUAGGUGCUGCAGGAAGUAAAAUUCUAGUGACUACACGCAGUCACGUGACGGCUUCCAUGAUGGGCACGGUUCCCUCUUACCUUUUAGAAGGACUUUCCGAGGAGGAUUCAUUGUCUCUGUUUGUCAAAUGGGCAUUUAAAGAAGGAGAUGAGAAAAAGUAUCCAUAUUUGGUAAGUAUUGGGAAAGAAAUUGUGAAAAAAUGCAAAGGGGUGCCUUUAGCAGUGAGAACAUUGGGAAGUUUAUUAUAUUUGAAAGAUCAAAAAGAGGAAUGGGAAUUUGUGAGAGACAACGAAAUAUGGAGUUCAAUAAAACAUGGCAGUGCUAUGUGGCCUGCACUUAAGUUAAGUUUUGAUCAAAUGCCAUCCAAUUUGAGGCAAUGUUUUGCUUUGUUCAAUCUUUACCCAUGUGGCUAUGCAUUUGAUAGUUUUGAUGUUACAUCACUUUGGGGUGCACUUGGUCUCCUUCCAUCACCAAACAGAAACCAAAUAUUGAAACACGGUGGUGCAAAUCAAUAUAUGUGUGAACUAUUUUCAAGAUCUUUUCUGCAGGAUGUUGUUGACUACGACAUUGGAUUUGCCUUUAAAAUACAUGAGUUGGUGCAUGAUAUUGCAUGCUAUUUGGGAAAAGGCUCUAUAAUUGUAAGAUACCCCUUUGUAUUUAGACCAGAACACAGGUAUGUCCAGCAUCUAUCGUUUCCUGAAAAUGUUGGAAUUGAAAAUUUUCCAGUCCACAAAUUUGUUUGUGCGAGAACCAUACUAUUUCCUACCCCAGGAAUAGGAGCCAACAGUGAAGUUUUUUUGCUUGAAUGCGUUUCACGGUGCAAUAGAUUGCGAUUCUUAGAUUUAAGUGAUUCUGUGUCUAAAACUUUGUCUCCUUACAUUGGUAAGUUGAAACAUUUAAGAUAUCUCAGUCUUGAGAAUAAUAAAAGCUUAAAGAGACUUCCUGAUUCUCUUUGCAAUCUGCUAAAGUUGGAAGUUUUGAUACUUAGUGGAUGUACAGAGCUUGUAGCACUGCCUAAAGGUUUAAGAAAAAUGAUCAGUCUUCAACAUUUGGAGAUAACCACAAAGCAAUGUGUUUUUCCAGAGGAUGAGAUUGCAAACUUGAGCUCUCUUCAGACUCUCAGAAUCGAAUUUUGCAACAACGUGGAAUCUUUGUUUGGAGGGAUUACACUCCCUACUCUUAAAGUGUUGUGUAUUUCCUGUUGCCAGAGUCUAAAGUCCUUGCCACUUGAUAUUGAACAUUUUCCUGAAUUAGAGACUUUGUUAGUUGACAACUGUGAUGUGUUGGAGUUGUCAAAGGAACAUAAUCAAAAUUUCCACUUGAGGUUGAAGAUUGUAAACUUCAUUUCAUUGCCCCAGUUAUUGAUCUUGCCUCAAUGGCUUCAAGGUUCCACUGAUACAUUGCAGUACUUGUUAAUUUCAAGCUGCAACAAUCUUGUGGGGCUUCCUCAAUGGCUAUCAGCUAUGAAUUGUCUGAAAACACUGUGUGUCACAAGCUGUCCUAAUAUGUUGUCUCUCCAUGAUGACAUCCAUCACCUACCCACCCUUGAACGAUUGGAAAUUGAUGGUAAUCUGGAAUCGUGCCAACACUUAACCUUUGAUGAACCAGAUGAAGAAGUGGAGGAAAAGAUAGAAGAAUUGGAGUAAGGGAAAAGUAGUGGUAAGCUUUAAAACAGUCACCACAAAAACUGGUUUUUCUAUGUUUUGGGUUUACAUCAUGUAUGUUGUUGUUUUUUAGGGCCUUUUAAUCUUCUGGUAAUGCCACAACAAGGUGAACUAUUUUUUUGCUGGCUAUGUGCUUAAACUAGUUAUUCAGAUUGAACCAGUGUUUAAUUCGCUA